UACCCUUGCAGGGAAAAGCGGCCGAGAUGACUCACCAGUACCCUGCCCUCACCCCCGAGCAGAAGAAGGAACUGUCGGAUAUCGCCCAGCGCAUUGUGGCCCCGGGCAAAGGCAUCCUAGCAGCUGAUGAAUCUGUGGGCAGCAUGUCCAAACGCCUGAACCAGAUUGGGGUGGAGAACACAGAAGAGAACCGGCGGCUUUACCGGCAGCUCCUCUUCAGUGCUGACAGCCGAAUCCAGAAGUGCAUCGGCGGCGUCAUCUUCUUCCAUGAGACCAUGUACCAGAAGGCGGAUGACGGCACAUCCUUUGUUGAGAUGAUCAAGGACAAAGACAUCGUUGUGGGCAUCAAGGUGGACAAGGGUGUUGUGCCUCUCGCUGGGACCGAUGGAGAAACCACGACUCAAGGUUUGGAUGGGUUGUCGGAGCGCUGUGCUCAGUACAAGAAGGAUGGAGCCGACUUUGCCAAGUGGCGCAGUGUCCUGAAGAUCAGUGAGAACACUCCCUCCUCCCUGGCCAUCAUGGAGAACGCCAAUGUGUUGGCGCGCUACGCAAGCAUCUGUCAGCAGAAUGGCAUAGUGCCGAUUGUUGAGCCAGAGAUUUUGCCGGAUGGGGACCACGACUUGAAGCGCUGCCAGUAUGUGACCGAAAAGGUCCUGGCUGCUGUGUACAAAGCACUUAGUGACCAUCACGUCUACCUGGAGGGCACGCUGCUGAAACCCAACAUGGUGACCCCCGGCCAUGCCUGCCCCGCCAAGUACAGCCCUGAAGAGAUCGCCAUGGCAACAGUGACUGCUCUGCGUCGGACUGUACCACCUGCUGUUCCAGGUGUCACCUUCCUGUCUGGGGGGCAGAGCGAGGAAGAGGCCUCCAUCAACCUCAAUGCCAUCAACAACUGCCCCUUGCCCCGGCCCUGGGCUCUGACUUUCUCCUUCGGCCGGGCCCUGCAAGCCUCAGCCCUCAACGCCUGGCGCGGCCAGCGGGAGAAUGAGAACAUGGCUACGGAGGAGUUCAUCAAGCGGGCAGAGGUGAAUGGUUUAGCCGCUCUCGGCCAGUACGAAGGCGGCGAGGACGGGUUUGGUUCAGCCGGACAAUCCCUCUACAUCGCAAACCAUGCGUAUUGAGCUUUCCCCGGGGAACUUCCCACGGAGAGACCCCCCCACUCUGCUACCUUCCAUUCCAGUCACACCCAGCUUUUCGACUGUAUCUGCAACCGGAGCUAAGUAGCCGUGGAGUGUCCAGCACCAGAGACGCGAUGCAUGAGAGAAGCUCGGAAGAAGAGGAACCAGCGGCAUCCCCCCGUUUCUCGUGG
Messenger RNA from Euleptes europaea (tarantolino), 1309 nucleotides. RefSeq names its product aldolase, fructose-bisphosphate C (gene ALDOC). Gene Ontology annotation, cellular component: cytosol. The coding region runs from base 27 to 1121 and encodes 364 amino acids. Gene Ontology annotation, biological process: fructose 1,6-bisphosphate metabolic process; glycolytic process. The transcript is spliced from 8 exons. The record is from RefSeq and is a predicted model, not a curated record. Lineage: Eukaryota; Metazoa; Chordata; Lepidosauria; Squamata; Sphaerodactylidae. Gene Ontology annotation, molecular function: fructose-bisphosphate aldolase activity.